AUGAGCUUAAUAAUUUUUGUUGUUCUUCUAAUUUUGUGCUUGUCGCUUGUUCGCAAAUGGGUAAAUAAAAAGUUUAGCUAUUGGACAGAUCGAGGAUUUAUGCAAGGUGAUCGAGCAUUCCCUUUAGGAAGUUUAGGUGGAGUUGGAACUAAAAUGAUAAUUGCUGAGAAAUACGAUUAUUAUUACAACAAAUUUAAAGGAAAAACUCCUGCUGUUGGACUUUAUCACUUCUUAUCGCCGGUUUUACUUGUAAUAGAUACAGAACUAAUGAAAAAUAUUUUAGUUCGUGAUUUUACAUCUUUUCAUGGACGUGGAUUGUUUAUCAAUAAAGAAGACAAUCCAAUCGGUGUAAAUACCUUCACAUUGAGUGGACAAGAAUGGCGUGAUCGUCGUGUAAAGUUAACACCAAUUUUCACUUCUGGAAAAAUGAAAAUGAUGUUUGAGCUUUUAGAUGUAUUAGGCGACAAAUUAGUUCGGAUUCUCGAAGAUCAAUUACAGUACACUCACGAAUUAGAGAUGCGUAGUUGGCUUCAAAGGUUUACAAUAGACACAAUAGGAAAUGUUGCUUUUGGUAUUGAGCCAAAUGCUCUUGAACAUGAAAAUUCAGAACUUGCUUUUUACGGAAAGAAAAUGUCAAAUAUAACUUUUUUAGGAAUUGUAAGAUUUAUGAUAGGAAGUGAAUGGCCAAGUCUAGCUAAAAAGCUUAAAAUUGGAUUUACUCCUAAAGAUGUAAAUGAUUAUUUUUUGAAAAUUUUUGUUGAAACUUUGGAACGUCGUGAAAAGAGCCAAAUCAAGCGAAAUGACUUUGUUUCACUUCUUUUGGGACUCAAAGAUGAUUACACUAAUGAAGAACUUGCUGCUGAAGCAUUUAUUAUAUUCUUUGGAGGAUUUGAGACAUCAAGUUCAUUAAUGACUUUCUUACUUUAUGAACUUGCACUUAAUCCAGAUAUUCAGGAUAGGCUAAGAGAAGAAAUAAUGACAGGAAUCGAAGAAAACGACGGAAUAUUGACUUAUGAUAUACUUUUUGGAUUUAAGUAUCUUGACAUGAUUGUAAAUGAAGGUUUGAGGAAAUACCCACCAAUUCCAACAACAAUGAGAAAAACGAACAAAGAAUAUCCAAUUCCUAACACAAAACUUGUUAUUCCCGAAGGUGUCAUAAUUCCUGUAAAUUCAUUUUCAUUUCAACGUGAUCCGGAAUAUUUUUCAGAUCCUGAGAAAUUUGAUCCUGAAAGAUUCAAUGAAGAAAACAUAAAAAAAAUUAAGCCAUUCACAAAUAUUCCCUUUGGGGAAGGUCCCAGAAUAUGCUUGGGAAUGAGAUUCGGUUUAAUGCAAUCUAAAAUCGGAAUAACAAAGAUGAUUAAAAGCUUUGUAAUUCAACCUUCUGAAAAAACUCAAAUUCCCAUCAAAUUAAACUUAGGAAAUCCUCUUUUGGCACCUGAGAAGGGAAUGUGGUUGAAAUUUACUAAAAUUUGA
Chironomus riparius is the source of this 1473-nucleotide messenger RNA. Lineage: Eukaryota; Metazoa; Arthropoda; Insecta; Diptera; Chironomidae. The record is from the annotation of a GenBank genome assembly.